Messenger RNA from Microthlaspi erraticum, 1716 nucleotides. The record is from the annotation of a GenBank genome assembly. Lineage: Eukaryota; Viridiplantae; Streptophyta; Magnoliopsida; Brassicales; Brassicaceae.
AUGGGAACUGAUGGUGACAAGAAAAAGAAAUGCAUCAUCGCCGGCAGUGUCUCCGGUUUGCUAGUCAUCAUGGUCGUCUCUGUAGCUGUCGUAACAUCUAAAAACUCGCCCAACGAAAACGAGAUCAGGCAAAACAACAAAGCGGUCAAAGCAGUCUGUGCACCAACUGACUACAAAGAGACCUGCGUCAAAAGCUUAAUGGACGCCAAUCCCAAAUCCACCGAGCCACUCGAACUCAUCAAACUCAGCUUCAACGUCACUAUCAAAUCCAUCAACGAAGCCCUCAGGAAAGCCACUGAAAACGUCAAAGGCAGAGCUGACGACGACCCACAAUCAAAGAGCUCUUUCGAGCUCUGUGAGAAGGUGAUGCUUGACGCUAUUGACGAUCUGAAACGGUGCGUUAAUCAUGGCUUCUCAGUGAAUCAGAUCGAAGGCUACAUUGAGGAUCUUCGGGUUUGGCUAAGUGGCUCCAUCGCUUACCAGCAAACCUGUAUGGAUGCUUUUCUGGAGAUUAAGUCGGAUCUUAUCCAGAACAUGCUCAAGAUCUUCAGAAGAUCAAAAGAGCUUAGUAGCAAUAGCCUCGCCAUGGUCACUGACCUCUCCGAUAUUCUCCCAAAUUCCAACAUCACAGGACUCAAAGGAGCUCUUGGAAGCUACGCCAGAAAGCUUUUGUCUACGGAAGAUGGCAUCCCAACAUGGGUUGGACCAGAGGCACGACGGCUCAUGGCGGAGCCACAAGGAGGAGGAGGAGGAGGACCACCACCAGUAGUUAAAGCUAACGCCGUGGUGGCUCAAGACGGAAGUGGCCAGUUCAAGACCAUCACCGAUGCUCUAAAUUCUAUCCCUAAAGACAACAGAAUGCCAUUCGUCAUCCAUAUCAAAGAAGGUCUCUACAAGGAGAAAGUAAUGGUCACAAGGAAAAUGCCAAACAUCAUUUUCAUCGGUGAUGGACCAACCAAGACCAAAAUCACCGGCAGCCUCAACUUCGGCCUCGGAAAAGUCAAGACGUACCUAACAGCCACCGUCACAAUCGAGGGAGAUCACUUCACGGCGAAGAACCUCGGGAUCGAGAACACGGCUGGGCCACAGGGAGGACAGGCGGUGGCGGUGAGGGUCUCAGCGGAUUACGCCGUGUUCUACAAUUGUCAAAUCGACGGGUACCAAGACACUUUAUACGCUCACUCUCACCGGCAAUUCUACCGUGACUGCACAAUCUCCGGCACCGUGGAUUUCAUCUUCGGCGACGCGAAGUGCCUCCUCCAGAACAGUAAAAUCGUCGUCCGGAAACCUAACAAAGGCCAAUCGUGUAUGGUCACAGCUCAGGGACGCAGCGACGUCCGUGAAUCGACGGGAUUGGUACUCCAUAACUGCCAUAUAACGGGAGAUCCGCGGUAUCUUCCGGUGAAAUCUGUGGACAAAGCGUAUCUAGGAAGGCCGUGGAAGGAGUUCUCGAGGACGGUCAUCAUGAAGACGACGAUCGAUGACGUCAUCGAUCCAGCGGGAUGGCAUCCUUGGCAGGGAGAGUUUGCGCUCAAGACGCUAUACUACGCCGAGCAUUUGAAUAUUGGGCCUGGAUCGAAUCAGGCCCAAAGAGUUAAAUGGCCCGGGAUCAAGACUCUAUCGCCCCAAGAGGCUCUUCAAUACACUGGAGGCAGAUUCUUGCUUGGCGAUGGUUGGAUUCCACAAACACAAGUUCCGUACACCGCGAACAUGUAG